AAAAAAUAAAAUAAAAAAGAAUGGAAGGAGGAAUACAUGGAGGAGCAGAUGAAUCAGCUUUCAGAGAAUGUUUUUCUCUAGCAUGGAAGAAUCCUUAUGUUCUUCGUCUUGCGUUCUCCGCUGGAAUCGGUGGUCUUCUCUUUGGCUAUGACACUGGAGUUAUAUCAGGAGCUCUGCUUUAUAUCAGAGAAGAUUUCAAGACUGUUGACCGAGAAACUUGGUUACAGGAGAUGAUAGUGAGCAUGGCGGUUGCUGGAGCCAUCGUUGGAGCCGCCAUCGGGGGUUGGGCCAAUGACAAAUUCGGGAGGAGAAGCGCCAUUCUCAUGGCGGAUUUCCUCUUCCUAAUAGGAGCUAUCAUUAUGGCUGCUGCUCCUAACCCAUCCCUCAUUGUCAUUGGCCGUGUUUUUGUUGGACUUGGGGUCGGUAUGGCCUCGAUGACCGCCCCGCUCUACAUAUCAGAAGCUUCUCCAGCUAAGAUAAGAGGAGCUUUGGUCAGUACCAAUGGGUUCCUUAUCACGGGAGGACAAUUCUUGUCUUAUCUCAUUAACUUAGGCUUUACCGAUGUGAAGGGAACAUGGAGGUGGAUGCUUGGAAUCGCGGGAGUUCCAGCUUUUUUGCAGUUCAUCUUAAUGUUUACACUCCCUGAAUCACCUCGUUGGUUAUACCGCAAGGUAUGUAUGAAUGUGUUCAAUAUAAAUAGUGGUGCGUGGAUGUAGAAUUAUUUUUUGUUGGAGGUAAAUC
Eruca vesicaria subsp. sativa (arugula) is the source of this 741-nucleotide messenger RNA. NCBI's taxonomy places the organism in Eukaryota, Viridiplantae, Streptophyta, Magnoliopsida, Brassicales, Brassicaceae. The record is from the annotation of a GenBank genome assembly.